AACUCUUUGGACUCUGCAUAUGUCAAAGAUUCAAGGUGGACUCGUGUGCGAUCGUGCGAUCGUGCGUCCCCGCUGCGAGCCGAGUUGCCACGAGCAGUACGAUACACAACCGGUCUCUCGCUAAGCAAUGGCGGCAUUAUGUUCCUACGGAAUGUCAUAUACAUACAGUUUCAUAUGCACGAACUUCACAGCGCGUACUGACAGCUGCUUUCGACUGUGCUUAACCUCUUUUUUCAAUCGCUUUAAUAGUUAUAUUUAAUUAUUUGAAAAUUGUGUGACAGUUCAAAAAUUGUGCAAAAAAUACGUUAGUUCACUGGUGCAGCUAUUUAUUUGAUUUGAUCAAGAUUCAGGUUGUGGAUUCUGUGAUGACUUUCUACGUAUCAGAAUGGAAACUAAGAACUCAAUGAAUACUCAAGUACAUAAAACAAUGAGAUCUUGGAACUUUCAAACUGUUUAAGGUAAUUCCGCUAUGAUGGGUCUGCAAGUUAACAAGCGCAAGUUCCACGUAGAUAGCUACGACAGUGGACCACCAGCCGCCAAGAAUUCUCGUCUGAAUUGGCCACCACCAGCGGAGGAUAGCAUCGCAAAGCUGCAAGCAGUGGCGGUACCUGGUGAAGCCUGGACGCUACCGUCAGCACCUCAGAACCAGUACAACCCCAGCAGAUCGGUUCUGGUAACCAGUAUAUUAGACGAUAAUUUCGAGGAUGAAGAAGAUGAACUCGAUUAUGAUUAUGAGGAUGAACUCCCAAUCCAUCAACAUUGGUUUCCUCCAGUAGUCCAACAGCCUCAACAAACCAUUCGGUGCGCCGAGAACGGGAAAUCUUAUUUGGAGCUCGGAGGCGCUAAUUAUGUAAGGCCGAAUAGCAGGCAGUUUUACCGCGAAAGGAGAAUGCGCAUGAUGAAUCUAUCCAUGUGCAAAUUGGCGAGGUUUAGGCAAUGUCCGGAUCCUCCGCUUAGGAGGUCAGUGUUAAUCUGUAAUACCUUGAGAUCCAUUGAACGUGAAAUGGAAGAUGAAGAACAACAACAAAAUUCUUUCAAUAACGUUUGUUGGCAAGGUAGUAAUGAUUCUGGCAGAUCAACACCUUAUCCAAUGCCUACGCCACCUCCUGUGAUUCAAAGCCAACCUGUUAAUCAAGCGCCCGAUUGUGAUUCUGGCUACAGUGACGAUGAAUCAGGGAAAUCUAUAGACUGGGGUUCUGUGUUAAGUUUAUCGGCAUUAGAUCCAAUAGUACCUUCUGCAGAAGAUGACUUUGCGGAUCUAUUACCUUCAUGGGGUAGGAUACCUAGUGAAUUAACAGACUUAGAUUCUCCACAACGAAUACUUGUGCGAAGUUAGUGGUGGGUCAAAUCAGUGUAGAUAGUCUAGAACAAUAUACAAAACAAAUUCUGUACAUAAUAUAUAUUAAAGAUUAUAUAUGGGAGUAAAGUUGCCGGGUGCGGUGCUUGUUAUAAGAAAAUCAUUUAUUUUUAUAAAGACAUUAUGGUUUUAAAAGCAUCUGUGUGAUUGAAUGAGUUCAAUGCAAAAUGUGGUAUAAAAUUAUUACCUCUUAAUUAUAUUGUUAUAUAUUUUAUAAUUUACACUUAAAUGCAAAAC
Messenger RNA from Ctenocephalides felis (cat flea), 1594 nucleotides. RefSeq lists its product as uncharacterized. Gene Ontology annotation, cellular component: nucleus. NCBI's taxonomy places the organism in Eukaryota, Metazoa, Arthropoda, Insecta, Siphonaptera, Pulicidae. The coding region runs from base 470 to 1336 and encodes 288 amino acids. The record is from RefSeq and is a predicted model, not a curated record. Gene Ontology annotation, molecular function: transcription regulator activity. The transcript has 4 exons.